AUGAAGGUGCUUGGUUUUUCAAUGGAUUCUUCGCAAGUCCUUUAGAAAAAGAGUAACUAUAUAUAUUAAGGAAUAAUAAAUGAAUUAAAUAUUUUCUAAAGAUAUAUCAAUAAGGUUUCCAUUUAAAGAAUAUAUUUUUAUUUAAAUUAUUGGAGGAGAUUUUAAAGUAUAAAUUAAAUAAACAGACAUCAAAAUUUUAUAUAUUUGAAAAUAAGAUACUAUCAUAUAUCCCAGGAUAAAUAUAAUAUCCUUAAAGUUGUUAUGAUAGACCUGAUUAAUUUUUUGAAUUAAUCUAAUCAAGGGAAUAAAAGCCAUGUAAUUUCUAAAAUGAUUAAAUAACUGAUUUACCAGAUGUUAAAAUUUAAUAUUAAGAUAUCUAUGAAUUUUUAUCAUAAAAUACUAAUUGUUAAUAAUGUCUAUUAGCAGGAUGGAUAAAAAUUUUGGAAAUUAAUAACAAUUCUUAUGAAAUUUAGUUUUUGUUAUUUAAAUUAAUGGGUAGUUUUUAAUAUCCUUAAUUAACUUAAGAAAAUUUAUGUGCAAUUUUUAUUAUUAUACAAUUAUCAACAUAAAUAAAUUAAAUAAUUUUAACUACUUAAAGCUAUACCUUGCUUGUUGUAAAUAUUGAUUUUUCAACCAAUCCUUAUUUAAAGAAAGUAGAAUUUGAAGUGACCAAUGAUAUUUAAUUGUGGCAUUACCUUCUUGUUGAAAAAUCAGAUUAAUUUAUUUCAAUUACUAUUACAUUUUAUUAGGGAUAUAAUUAAGAAAAAUUUAGCUUAGAAGUAGUUUAAUUCUAAAUGGUAUAAUUUAAAUUACUAUAUGGAAAUAUUUUUUAAUCAAAAUCUAACUAUUUAACUCUUCAACUUACAGGUUUUUAAUUUUUUAAUUGUCUUGAUUUUAAUAAUCUUUAGAUAAAUUGUCAUCAAACAUGCAAAGAAUGUUACGGUCCAAAAAAAGAUGAUUGUUUAUCAUGUUAUGAAUACUCAAAUAGAAGAUAUAUAUCAGAAUAUUAAGUUUUAUUUGUGAAUAUUGAACUAUUGAUUAGAAUAAUGAAUGUAUUAAUUAUUAAACAUUAUAAUUAAAUAAAAUUGAUGUCUAAUAAAUUGAAAAAUAAUUUCAAUAUGGUUUUUUGAAAUUAAUGAUGAUUAUUAUAAAUGGUGUAAUUUAUUUUUUAUAUUUAGUCCAUCAAUAAUUACAAAUCCUUUAAUAACAUGUUUAGAAUGUAUUUUAAAUCCAAAUUUAUGGAUUCAUACUCUUCUUUGUUAAACAUCUUUCCUUGUUCAUCAGGAUGGAAGUGUUACUAAAUAUUUUAAUGAAGAAAAUUUAUAAUACGUAUUUGCAGGAGAUGAAUUAAGAUACUGUCUUAAUUGUAAUUUGAAAGCACCAUAUGAUUUAAUUGAAGCAUAAUUAAUAUUCAAAAAUUUCUGCUCUGCAAGUCAAUCAAUAAAUAAAAAUUGUUAUUUGUGUAUGAAUAUAUGUUGA
Molecule: messenger RNA, 1479 nt
Organism: Paramecium pentaurelia
Lineage: Eukaryota; Ciliophora; Oligohymenophorea; Peniculida; Parameciidae
Source: the annotation of a GenBank genome assembly